Gambusia affinis (western mosquitofish) is the source of this 5255-nucleotide messenger RNA. RefSeq names its product copine IVb (gene cpne4b). Gene Ontology annotation, biological process: cellular response to calcium ion. Lineage: Eukaryota; Metazoa; Chordata; Actinopteri; Cyprinodontiformes; Poeciliidae. Gene Ontology annotation, molecular function: calcium-dependent phospholipid binding. The coding region runs from base 380 to 2044 and encodes 554 amino acids. The transcript has 16 exons. Gene Ontology annotation, cellular component: plasma membrane. The record is from RefSeq and is a predicted model, not a curated record.
GAUGGAGCCAGCGGAUUACAAACUCCUGUUAAGUGGCGCGCCGUCCCUCCUCCUCUACAUCUUGCGACCGGAGCAGAACCGUGCGAGCGAAUCCUCUCCGAUCUGGAAGCAGAGGCUGUUCAUCUCCGCUUCUCUAGUCAGCGCCCCAAAAAACUGCUCGAGCUCUGCAGUGCAGGAGAGGGUAGAGGUGGGAGUGGGUGUGCGAAUGUGAGUACAGUAUAGGAGGGGGUUUGAAGGGGGAAACAUAGCUGCACAACAAGAGUGAGAUGGGUCCGGAGGCGGUCAGGUAUUCCUGAUUGUUGAGUGAACGGGGGUGAAGUUCUUCUGCUCCGCUCGGAUCUUUCCUCCAGGACCCUGAGUGUGCGAUUGCACGGCCAUCAUGAGUAACAUCUAUGAGUCUGCAGAGGCCACGCUGGGCUUCAUCAGCUCCCCAUGCCUGACCAAAGUGGAGCUGAGAGUGGCCUGCCGGGGGAUCUCGGACCGCGACGCCCUCUCCAAACCCGACCCGUGCGUGGUGCUGAAAAUGCAGUCACACGGCCAGUGGUUUGAGGUGGAUCGCACCGAAGUGAUCCGUAGCAGCAGCAGCCCCGUCUUCUCUAAGAUCUUCCUGGUAGAUUACUACUUCGAGGAGGUCCAGAGGCUUCGAUUCGAGCUGCACGACAUCAGCUCUGGAAACAACGGCCUCCGUGACGCAGACUUCCUGGGAGCCAUGGAGUGCACAUUGGGACAGAUCGUCUCUCAAAGGAAGCUGACCAAAGCUCUUCUCAAACAGGGAAACACUGCUGGAAAGUCUUCAAUAAUGGUGACAGCAGAGGAGUUGUCAGGAAACGACGAUUACGUUGAACUCUCUUUCAGCGCUCGGAAGCUAGACGACAAGGAUUUCUUCAGUAAGUCGGAUCCUUUUCUGGAGAUUUUUAGAGUAAAUGACGAUGGGACUGAGUCGCUUGUACACCGAACUGAGACAGUGAUGAACAACCUGAGCCCAAUCUGGAAAUCAUUUAAAGUUUCAUUGAACACUCUCUGCAGUGGAGACCACGACAGGGAGCUAAAGUGCACGGUUUGGGACUGGGACUCCAAUGGCAAACAUGACUUUAUUGGAGAGUUUCAAACCACGUAUAAGGAGAUGAUGAGGGCUGAGCAAGAGGGCAAGCAGAUUCAGUGGGAAUGCAUCAACCCCAAAUAUCAGAUGAAGAAGAAGAAUUACAGAAACUCUGGAACUGUCAUACUCAACCACUGCAAGAUCAUCAAAAUGUACUCCUUCCUGGAUUACAUCAUGGGAGGCUGCCAGAUUCAGUUCACGGUGGCCAUAGACUUCACAGCAUCCAAUGGGGAUCCAAGAAAUAGCUGCUCUCUCCAUUACAUCCAUCCCUACCAACCCAACGAGUACCUCAAAGCCCUGGUGGCUGUAGGGGAGAUCUGUCAGGACUAUGACAGUGAUAAAAUGUUUCCUGCGUUUGGUUUCGGAGCUCUGAUACCACCGGAUUUCAAGGUUUCACAUGACUUCGCUGUGAACUUCGACGAGGAAAAUCCAGAAUGCGCUGGGAUCCAAGGUGUGGUGGAGGCCUACCAGAACUGCCUUCCUAAAAUCCAGCUGUACGGGCCCACCAACAUCGCCCCAAUCAUCCAGAAAGUGGCCUCCUCUGCCUCCGAGGAGAUGCACACCAAAGAGGCCAUGGAAUACUUCAUCCUGCUAAUCCUGACGGACGGAGUCAUCACAGACAUGGCGGACACGCGGGAGGCCAUCGUGCAUGCCUCCCACCUCCCCAUGUCGGUCAUCAUCGUUGGCGUGGGUAACGCCGACUUCACGGACAUGCAGAUCCUAGACGGCGACGACGGGAUCCUGCGCUCCCCCAAGGGCGAGCCCGUCCUCCGGGACAUCGUUCAGUUUGUCCCCUUCAAGGAUUUCAAACACGCCUCUCCAGCUGCUUUGGCUAAGAGUGUUUUGGCUGAAGUUCCUAACCAAGUGAUGGAUUACUACAGCGCAAAAGGAAUCAAACCUAAGUGUAUAUCGGACUACGAGUCCUCAAGAACCUUCAGCCCCUGACGAUGUACAACAUGCACAUAUGUAAACGUAACACUUUCAUAUACAUAUAUAAGUUACAGGGGUGUAACAAAACAUCCAUUUAAUGAAACAAGACCACACAAAGCAAUGCAAGAUAAUGGGUUCUCAAAAAGGAAGCAUGAUUCUUUUUUUUAGCAAUAGCUGGGGGAGUCAGGGAAUUUUUUUGCUUUACCAAUCUGCCUUCCACAAGUCAGUAAUUAAUUUAAAAUAAUUCAGUCUGGCUAUGACCAGUUCAUAUAAUGAGGUUAUUAUGCUUAUCAAAUGACCACUAGAAAUAGGCAGCAGCCUCUCCACAACCUUGCCAUGAUAAGUGGGUCCAAACAAAGCAUGGAUGGAUGCUUGUUCAUUUUGGCGGGUAGAGAGGGAAUUAUAAUUUCACCAAAGCAAUAAACUUGUUCCUUUUUGUGCUCUUGUAAUGAAAUAAUAGUAAUAAUAGUGAUCUUAAUCCCAAUUAAAUAUUUAAAGAAUUUCAGAUUUUAAGCUUGAGAUACUGAACUGAGGUCUGUAAUUCCUAAAAUCUUUGAUUAGUCCGUAAGCUGCUGAUCAUGCAGUUUCUUAUCUUGCUGUGCAUGUUGCCACGCUGGACCUCAUGCAGGUCUAAAGGUGAAGAAAUUAAGCUAAUUUUGUGGAACAUUUGUCUUGUUAUGCUUCCAAAGUGUGCUGCUUUUGAUCCGCUUCUGUUUUGAAUAGAGCGUGUAUACUGGGAUCAAGAGUGUGGAAUUCACAUUGUCCAUCUGUAAUAACAAGUGGUCUAUUACUUCUGAAAUCACAUCACUGUAUAGCUGUGGUGUGUUUUUAUACUGGAAUAUUCUUCAGAUGAUCCGAAUGAGUUUUCAGUGCUGAACAAGUGCCGUUAGGUGGCCAGAAAAAAAAAAUUGCCAAAUAAAUCAGAUAGUAGUGUUGCAUGAGAUUCAUUAGUAUUAUUCUUGGGAUUUUGCACAUUGAGUGGAUCCUGUUAAAGUGGGCUGGUUGUCUGGUUAGAAUGUCUCCUGGAUGCCUCUAUGGGGAUAUGUUCCGGGUACGUCUUACCAGGUGGCGACCCAGAGGACCCAGGACACGCUGGAGGUUCUACGUUUUCUGGGCUGUCCUGCAAAAGCCUUGGGAUUCCCACAAAAAAGCUACCCCAAGUGGCUGUGGAGAGGGAAGUCUAGGCCUCUCUGCUUUACCCUGCCUUGGAUUAAGCAGAAGAUGAUGGAUGAAUGGGUUAUUGCAGCAUUAUAUGUGUAGCAGUGAAGUGCUGCACUGCGACAGACUGGCGACCUGUCCAGGGUGACCCCGCCUCUCGCCCGGAACGUUGGCUGGGGAUUGGCACCAGCAACCCUCCCGACCCCAUUAGGGGCAAAGGGUGUAUAGAAAAUGGAUGGAUGGAUGGAUGGAUGGAUGAAGUACUGCAUACAUGGCAUGUGAGACCUGCAGCACCCAUCCUGCUGAGUUUUAUGACAUCUUUAGAAAAAUCUGUGCCUGCCUGGUUUACCUGGAAAUCAGAUAAUGCAUUCUAUGGAGCAACAUGUAAGAGGGCAAUGCUGGAGCAUUAUUUACCUUAGGCAGUGCAUCUUCAGGCUCCAUUGAAAUUCAGGGCAGUUAAGCGGUAGUGUGACUGGGGUGUCAACUCUAGCUCUAUAAUGAACCUGUGAAACAAACUCCAACUUUUCCGUCAUUUCUGGCACACAGUUAGCCUAAGAUGCUCACAGUGCUUCAGGAAAUUGUUCAGAUCUCAUUUCUCACUAUUCCUGUGUUCUUUUGAGUACCUGAACGCUUUGUGGUAAAUAAUUUAAAAGCUGUAGACUCUUCUUCAUUGGUUGUGUAACCAAUGUCGUCGGCAAGCCUGACAAACAGCCUUCAUGAUUGUUCACCACAUCAGUUCAUCUCAAAAACGACUUGCUUUCCUGUACUUUAAAAGUUGGAGCCUUAAACAUAGAUAGCAGCUUCUGGUCAAUGUGCAGGGCUCAUGAUAACAGCUCGGUGUUGCUUGACAAGACAAAAGUCACAAAAUUAAACAAACUGGAUAGCGCUUUGCAACCCUGGCUUCACUUCAGUGCGAAAUAUGUCAUGUGUCGGUUUUGCUGGGGUCCCAAAUGCAGAGACAGGGACAGAAGGAGCUUAGUAACUAAAGGAUUUUGAUAACACAACUCAGGAGGCAAGAACAGACUGCCAUCAACAAGCUGAAGACAGUGGAGGAUCUGACAAUGGAGGAAAUUAAACCAAGGAGUAUUUAUGGCACUGGGGUGAAAUCACUUAACACUAUACCUGCAAAUAUAAACAUACGUAAAUUACUAAAAACACUCUUGCAUCAGCCAUAAUUACUAAGCUAAAGUCAAAGUCUGACUGAUUUUGAAACUAAAGGGUUUUAAUCCAGUGGAAUUUCAUAACCAGAUCUUGUUACACCCCUGAUAAGUUAUAUAAAAAACAUCCAAAUAUUGUACAAUAUAUACAUGUCUAAAAGCACAAGUAGAUAUAAGAAAAUACAUAUACACAUUAGUACAACAUACUGUAGUCUAGCUGAGAGAAUUAGCUUGUUAUGGUAAAGCAAUUUGAACUACUCCAUUGAUGACUAUUGCAUGUUUGGCCACAAUGGCAUCACUUGGGAAAUUAUUGCUAUAUACUGUAUAUUGAAAAUGUAUUUGUAGAAAUAUUAACAGUCUUCAGAACCGGCAUGUGUAGUCUGACCAUGUCCCACUGAAAGAAAUGACACUUCUACCUUAUUUAGAUAACUAGCAAGUACACAAUGCUAAAGGUUCCCCAACAUUUGAGGGGAAAAGCCUGAACAUGAGCCUGGAAACUCCCUCCCCUCCCCACAUGCGUAGAAUUAGCAUUGCAAAUGUUAUUUGUGGGACUGGUGGCAUUCAAUUUAGUGUACUGCAUGAAUGCAUGCAUAAUUCAGCUCCCACUAAUAUCCAAUCUCGAGUAGCCGCUUGCUAGUUAUGAAAUAAAGUAUCUCUGUCAUUUGUGUGAAGCAGUGGGGUAAUCUCGGGCAUUUGGGGUUCCUUUUUUUUUUUUUUUUUUUACAGAUUUGCUUGUGAUUUUGCUAAAUGGAAAUGAAUAACUAAUGGACAAUUGUAACAAUUUCUUAAUAACCUUCGUACAUUGUAAAGAGUUUCAGGAUGGUAGAAAAGCGUUUGUGGUAGAGUCUAAUUUGUAAGCUUUUUUCUGUAUCCUGCAUGUUGAUAAUAAUAAAGAUGAUUUGGGUUUCUCA